Messenger RNA from Anopheles nili, 1863 nucleotides. Its product is annotated as kelch-like protein 17. The transcript has 8 exons. NCBI's taxonomy places the organism in Eukaryota, Metazoa, Arthropoda, Insecta, Diptera, Culicidae. Gene Ontology annotation, molecular function: protein binding. The record is from RefSeq and is a predicted model, not a curated record. The coding region runs from base 1 to 1863 and encodes 620 amino acids.
AUGUUUCUGCCCGUCAAGUCGAACACCUCCCCGGUAGGCAACGACACGGCGAACGGUGGCGAAGAUGUCACCACUGUAACAUGCAACUCCACGCAGACACCGAGCGAUCUCAGCCCACCGAACAUGUCGAACGACGACAUACUACCGCAGGCCCACCACCAGAACCCUGGCCACUGCAUAGCGUCCUUUUCCGCCAUCAACCGCAUGCGCCAGAAUGCACAGCUUUGCGACGUCACGCUCGAGGUCGGAGGCGAAACGAUCAACGCCCACAAAGUCAUACUGGCGUCGGUUUCGCCGUACUUCUACGCCAUGUUCAACGAUGAUAUGCUCGAGCGGAACUGCGACGUGGUCACGCUGCACGAUAUCGACCCGUCCUCGCUGAAGCAGCUCAUCGAGUACGCGUACAGUGGCGAGAUCACCAUCACCGAGGAUAACGUGCAGGUGCUUCUACCCGCGUCGAGCCUGUUGCAGAUCCAAUCGGUACGUGAAGCGUGCUGCAAGUUUUUGCUCCGCCAGCUGCAUCCCUCGAACUGUCUGGGAAUUAGAAGCUUCGCAGAUGCCCACUCGUGCAAGGAGCUGCACUCCCGAUCCCACCGCUACGCCCUGCAGAACUUCCAGCAAGUCGUCGGCACCGAGGAGUUUUUAUUGCUAGGAUUUAAUGAGGUGCAGGAUUUGAUUUCCAACAGCCAGCUGAAUAUCUGCUCCGAAGAGAAGGUGUUUGUGGCCGUGCUGAACUGGAUCAAGCACGAUCUGAGCGAACGCAAGAAGCACAUAUCGGAGUUGAUGUCGCACGUCCGGUUGCCGCUGGUUAGCCGCGAGUUCCUGAUGAACUGCGUCGAAACGGAAGCGCUCGUCCGUGAGGAAUCCCACUGCAAGGAGCUGCUGCUCGAAGCGAUGAAGUAUCACCUGCUGCCAGAACAACGCAGCUCACUGGUAAGCCAACGGACACUCGAACGUCGUCCUGAAGGCAUGCGAUCGUACAUCUUCGCCGUCGGUGGAGGUAGCCUUUUUGCGAUCCACAACGAGUGCGAGUGCUACAACCCGAAGACGAACGCGUGGAUGACGAUCUCGCCGAUGAUAUCGCGUCGAUCACGUGCCGGUGUCACCUCUCUCCGGAAACUGCUGUACGUCGUCGGUGGAUAUGACGGGGAGAACGAUCUGGCCACGGCCGAAUGUUACAACCCGUUGACGAACGAGUGGACCAACAUUACCCCGAUGGGCACGAAACGCUCCUGUCUUGGCACGUGCGCCUUCGAUGGGUUAUUGUACGUGUGCGGAGGAUAUGACGGAGCGUCGUGUUUGAGCAGUGUCGAGCGGUAUGAUCCGUUGACCGGAGUGUGGACAUCCUGCCCGGCGAUGAGCACUCGACGCCGGUACUGCCGAGUGGCCGUACUGGACAACUGCAUCUACUCGCUGGGAGGUUUCGAUUCGAGCAACUAUCAAUCGUCGGUUGAGCGGUUUGAUCCACGGGUCGGCAGUUGGUCCUCCGUACCGAGCAUGACCUCCAGGAGGAGCAGUUGUGGUGUGGCCGCUCUCGAUGGGUAUCUCUACUGCAUCGGUGGUAGCGAUGGCACAAUGUGCAUGCAAACCGGUGAACGAUUUAACCUACGGACAAACGCCUGGGAAGCGAUCAGUGCGAUGCAUUCGAGAAGGUCAACCCACGAAGUCGUGGAAGCGAAUGGAUUCCUGUACGCUCUUGGCGGUAACGAUGGCUCGUCUUCACUGAAUUCCGUCGAGCGGUACGAACCGAAGGUGAACAAAUGGACCAUCGUCACGUCAAUGUUGACACGACGCAGCUCGAUCGGUGCCUCAGUGCUGGAGUGCUUCAAUCUCGAGCGUGGCCUCCUGCAAACCAGCAUUUGA